GUGACCGUCAUCGGCUCGUCGGCGUCCAUUCAUAUUAUCCUGCAGUCGUGAUGUAGCGUUCGCGUGUGCUGUCGAUAUGUCCAUAAUAUACGCGUCGCUUUUUUUUAUUUUUCCGUUUUUUUUUUUUAUUACUCGUGCAAUACAAUAAAUAAUAAUUAUAUACGUCUACAUGUAUAAUUUAGGUACUGCAGUAAAUCACCCAUGUGCUUUCCUCGCCCCACCUCCGAUUAUAUUGUUACACACGUUAUCGAAAUGCGUCUAAAAAACACGCAUAAUAUUCUAUUGUAUUAUGACGUGUGAAACGAGAAGACUAAUGUCUUAGUGCAAUAUCUAAAUACCUACAUAUAGGUUUAGACAAAUCAUAGCUCCUACUCAAACAUAGGUUAAGUUUAUAUAAUAUUAUAUGAGAUGUUAAAUAUAUGUAGUACCUAUUUCAUGUCUAUAGCACUAUGAGUAUAAUAAUAAUUAAUUCACAAUAAAUCACUAAUAAUGAAUAUUAUAAUUAUUCCCGCCGAUCUGAUUUUCAAAAAGUGAAACCGCGCGAAAAUUUGAAUUUUGAACUAUUAUGAUGUAUGCAUUUGCAUAAGAUAUGUUUGAUUAAAUUGUAAAAAGCAAAACAUGAUUGAUCCUGGAAACACAUUUCUCAACUCGUUUUAUAUUACGUCCUGUCUAACCGUUGUAUGUGUAGUAGCUCAAGAAUGGUUAAACGUAACAUCUAACUAUACAGCGUUAAUGAGUGACCUCAAUAUAGACUUAUUGGAGCCAGGUAUUGCUGUGCAGCUGUAUGAAGCUAAAAAUGACAAUUUCACUUUAAUGGGUACAAUACCUGUCGAUGGAAAUUGGCAAAAUAUUACCAUACAUUGUGGCGUUAUCACCAAAGGGGGACACUAUCUAAUUCAAUUAAUUUCUAAUGACACAACCGAGGAUGAUGACAUAAUUCAAGACGGGCAAACGGUCGAACUCGACGUCCGAUGGCCCGAGGCUAGUUUAUCGUUCGAACCGAAACGGAUUACUACGUACCCAGAUCCAUGGCAACAAGUCGUAAUCGUAAUGAAAUUCGAAGGGCAUCAAUGCGAACCUGCCGCCGGGUCUGCUGUUCCCAUGCUGUGGCUCGACUUGAUGUACUGUGGUCUAUCUGCCAAUGCGUGCAAGAACGUCUCCAGAGAGUUGUCCCGCGGUUCUAUGGAACAUUUGAUCGUUCAUUCCGAACAAAUCCGCGGUUACCCGAGAUUCAGGAAAAUAUUUUUAAAAUGCGAUGUCUUCGGUAUCGCCGGGUUUUACACGGCGGUAUUGAGGCCGCCCGAACGCCAAGCGGCCUUCACUCACGUCAUGGACGGGCAGUUAGAGGUUGUCCCAAGCAAUAAAUUUACUUUGAACGUACACGGCAAAUCGAUAUUCCCUUGUGAUAACUACGGUGGUGGCGUUCCCGUGAUGUUUCAGUACCCGUCGUGUAUCUUGCCAACUUCAGACAAAAUCAGACUGUUUGGUCGACAACGGGAAGAUGUGUCUACACUGUUACCGCCCACAAAAUUGCAUUACAUAUCCGAGCAUCGAAUAGUUAAAGGACGUCAUAAUGUGUACUUUGAUUGCGAUUUGUUCUCGGAAAAAUAUAUUGAAUAUUGUUUCGUCUAUGUCAAUCAAGCUAUAAACAGAGCAUAUACAAACAUAAAAACCAACUGUGUGCCGACAUUACCAAUUACUGAAGACGAUUCGGGACAAUGGAGUAAAUGGAGCGAAUGGUCGCCGUGUUCAACUACGUGUUACGGAGGAACUAGAAAUAGAUACAGGACUUGUGACUCUCCUCCACCGAAAUAUGGAGCCAAAUUUUGUCAGGGUUCAUCGUUACAAACCGAACCAUGUGGUGAAAAACAAAUGUCUGGCAAAGAAUGUGGAAAAAUUGAACAACAAAUUCAAAAAUACAACAACACCUCAACUACUGGUUUUUUGCCCACGUACGUAAGUGAUGAACUGGGUGCUGAAUGCCGAUGUGGGUGCGUUAUUCACAUGUCCAAAGCUACUCGAACAUUAUCUGCCACGACGAAGGGGUGUCCUGGACGAUCAUUUUGGUUGAUAAAAACUGAAGACAAAACUACCAUACAAUUUGAUUUCAUUCGACUGUUUUUAUCAUGCUCGAAUCAAUGGAUUAAACUUCGCGAUGGUGAUUCAACAGCUUCCAACCUUUUAGCACAUUUAGAAGGCACUCCAGAUUCUACAAAUCCUAUUAUGUCGACUGGGGCAUACCUAUUGGUAGAGUUCUUUUCAAGUUCUACUGUGCUAUCAAAUGGAGAUUGCUUCGGAGGAUUUUUCGCUCAAAUAAAUCGCAUUGGAGCCAAUAACUGGUCUUUGCCAAAUUCAAGCCAUGUAGAAUUCAAUAACAACUUCAUUUAUUUAAUAUCAGACAUCGAUUCGUUCUUAGCUACAAUUUCGGCAAUUUUAUUAUUUUUGCUGGUCACUUGUAUGUGUUUUUCCGUGCAAUUCGCUGAACGUAAACACAAAUACCAUAAAGCUAUUACUACAAUGGACAAACAUUCUAAUAUGGGUUCAACUUGCAGUAUGUUAAACGAUAAUGACUAUACAGCAUCAACUACAACUUUACAAUCACAUAUACCACCAAUAAUAGAAAUUUUAGAUACAGAUGAAAACCAAGAUAAUGUGGUUGAAGGAGAAACUAAUUCUGUGACUGGGAGUGAAAUAGUACCAGAAAACAUUGUCACAUAUUCUUCAACAAUAGAUCAGUGUACACCAUUUGUAUCUCAAACGUCCUUAUCUUCAAGGAAAAUUAUCACCCAGUCAACGUCCACUUUGAACGACCGUCCAAAAAGUCAUAGACACAACCCGUUAACUAGUAGCACGGAUUCGAGUAUUCACGGCCAUGACGUAUCGGACUUAGAAAUGGAUUACUACGACUAUAACGUUCAAAACACAAACAGUGUGCCUGGGUCGUACAUAGGAAUGGACCCGGCUUAUUGCUUAUGGAUACCUCCUUUAUCGGACCAAAGUCCCGGGGAUCACCAUGAAAGUAUGGAAAUGUCCAUUUUGGAUAUAAAAAACGACAAGUGUAAAAAAAAUUGCGAAAUUAGCAGCAAAUACAAUAAUAGGUUGUCUGCUGACAGUGAAUCGACGUUAGUUAGCGAAGACUGUGUUUCAUUGAAGACGCUGAAAUCAUCGCCAAAAGCGUAUUUUUCUAAAAAUAAUCAAAAGGCUGAGUAUAUAAAUGAUUCGAGUAUUAAGUUUGUUGACGAGGAUGACGGAGUUGAUGUAAAAGACAUUUAUGUAGAUAAUAAAGCGGUUUAUACGCAUUAACUUUCGCUUAUAAAAACCUUUUAAGUCACAGUAUAUUGUCCUUAAUAUAAGUUCUUUUAAUAUUUGAAUUUCAAAAAUAUAUUAUCUUUUACUGUACAUUGCAAUUUUGAUUUCAGGAGAACUACCUACCUAUAUAGCUGUUUUAUACUUUUAUGUAGUAAUAAUAUUUAUUGUUUACAAUAAAUAGAGCAAUAAAUUAUUGUCUUAGUGUUAAAAAUAUAUUAAUGUAUACAAUAUUAUCAAAUAUAGUUAAAAAGGAGCAAAUAUUUUAUAAAUACAUUUUUAAACUAUUUUUUAUAUUAGUUAAUACUAUUUUAAAAAUCGUUUAAUUUUUAAUGAUAUAUAUUAUGUAAUUUUGACUGAUUAAAAAACACAUUUUAAAAGCAACGAAA
Messenger RNA from Acyrthosiphon pisum (pea aphid), 3695 nucleotides. RefSeq names its product thrombospondin-1 like protein golden goal (gene gogo). The record is from RefSeq and is a predicted model, not a curated record. Lineage: Eukaryota; Metazoa; Arthropoda; Insecta; Hemiptera; Aphididae. Bases 619 to 3303 code for a protein of 894 amino acids. Gene Ontology annotation, cellular component: cell periphery. The transcript has 14 exons.